AUGAGCCUAGAUUCCCUCGCUCCCGAACUUAUACAGCAAAUCGGUACACAGUUGGGAAACGAUGUAACGAAAUUGCGCCUCGUUUGCAAGAGGAUGAGUGCCGUGCUCGAAUCACACAUUCUCCGAUCGAUUGCCAUCGACAUUAUGAAGCCUCGACUCGAUGUUGGCAUGUCACAACUCACGACGCUGGCGACGCAGGGAAAUCACGCGGCGACAGCCACAAAAGAGCUGCACAUCCGUAACCUCUGUCCUUCGAAGGACCCAUCCGAUCGAUCUCCUUCUUGGGUGUUUAACUCAGAUACGCAGGAAUGGGUGGAGAAACCGCCCAUUCCAUGCCCUCCUGAGGUGAAGAUUGCUGAGGAAAAACUGCAGACCAUGCUUCAGGUGGCCAUCGCCUCUUUAAGCAAUUUGGAGAGUCUCAAAUGGAACAUUGGCAGAUACGAUUCGAAGUGGACGCCAACAGCGGUCAUGGAUGCAGUUAAAACUCUUCCACGCCUCGAAUCCUUGGAGAUUAUUGUAGGAAGUCCUGAUGCCGCAGACCUCCAGCUACAAUCUCUACAUAAUCUGCAGAGCAUCAAGAUAUCUGCGCCCAACAAAGAGUACUUCGUAAAUAUCAUUGAACCCCUUUCACUUUUGAUUGCGAACUCGCCAAACCUUCACACCCUUCAUGUGGGACCUACGUACGGUCCAGCGGCAUCCUUUCAUCAUAUUUUAAGGCACUGCCCUCCAAACUUCGUCUUACCGCUAAAGCAUCUAGGUUUGCAUGGUUUCUCACUGAAGCUCGAUAGAAUAACACUUCCUCAUCUUCAACGCCUAACAUCCUUGACGCUACUCAAUGCCAGGACAUCGGAAUCUGAUCCAAACGGGGCUUAUGUUGGUAAGGAAGAAAGCUCGCACCCAGACGAGAUAUGGGCGAUAUUGAAAACGACCGAUGUCCGUCUUAUCGACAUCGAUGUGAACCAUAUCUCCACCACCCUUCUCGAUUAUAUCUCAUCGUACUCAGGAUUGAAGACACUGCGUUUGGUGCCUCUCAACCUUGAGACUCUGGAACAAUCUGAUCUUGCCGCCAACCAAUUUUAUAAUCUUUGUUUAGGCAAGCAUACGAGCUCUCUUGAGGAACUCGUUGUUAUGGCUGGGUAUGAAGGAGAAUGGUGCCUCGGAGACCAAGCUCUCGCGGUGAUUUCGCUAUGCAAGAAGUUGAAGAUCCUUGGGGGUAAACUCGUUUCGGCAUCCCUCGAUGACGGUGUGAAGGCGUUGAUCGAUGUUACUACCCAACUCCCUCGUUUGGAGAAACUCACCCUUCGUCCUGCGAACUUGGAAUGCCUCCGUUGGGCGAUCUGCGGUAACAUGGCGAUGAGCCAUUUUCAGCAUGUGAGGACGCAGCUAUCGAGAUGCAUCAAAGAGUACGAAGCAAUGGAGUCUGCCAGACCCGUUCCCUUGAUCCUGGUAAACUCAAGGAAGUUUAUUAUGGAGCCAAGUGACAGUGCUGGAAGUGCUGUUGGAGCGUUGAGGUAUCAAUGGGACGCUAAUGAGCCUGACGACAGCGACUUUUAUUUUUGAAGAGUGAUUGAGGUAAGGAAUUGCAAUAUAGCAGUAGAUACUUACUGUAGGUUAUCAAAUGACCGUCUCAAUGGAAUACAUUGAUUU
Molecule: messenger RNA, 1647 nt
Organism: Laccaria bicolor S238N-H82
Lineage: Eukaryota; Fungi; Basidiomycota; Agaricomycetes; Agaricales; Hydnangiaceae
Exons: 4
Coding region: 1-1560 (519 amino acids)
Source: RefSeq, a predicted model, not a curated record